Messenger RNA from Prorocentrum cordatum, 180 nucleotides. NCBI's taxonomy places the organism in Eukaryota, Dinophyceae, Prorocentrales, Prorocentraceae. The record is from the annotation of a GenBank genome assembly.
GAUUACCUGAGCACGGAUGACAUGGUGGAUCGCACGGCAAACCAGUUCACCUCGAGGGCGUACUGCGCCGCUGGCGUUCAGGCCAAGAGGGAUGGGCUGAACGCUACCAAGUGCCGCGAGGCACAGAGGGAGGCGUACGCGGCGUCUCGCGCUGCGUACGACAAGUGGUUCUAUUCGUAG